AUGUCUCUCAAGUUUUUAAAUUUAAAAUCAUUUCAUCCUGGAAAUAAACAAAAUCAAAAGAAAUUAUUUUUAGCAGAAGAAAAAGAAAAAGAGUCAAAGAGAAAAGAGGAAGAAAGGGCAAAAGAGGUACUAGUAGAACAGGAGUUUAUAAAAAAUAGAGCACUUUUAUCUGGUUCAAAAUUAGAAGCUGAAAGAUCUAAAGUUGGAUUCCUAUACUCACUACCAGCAUGUAUAAAAGAAAAUGAACUAAAACAACAACGACAACAACAGCAACAAGAAAAAGAAAAAGAACAAGAACAAAAGAACGAUAAAAAUUUAAAAGAUUUUGAAAAGUUCCCAAUUUUAGCAAAUGCACCAGUGGCAGGUUUGGUUUCUAAUGAUGUCAAAUUAGUACACAAACCAUUUGGAAUAGAAUUAAGAAAUGUAAAAUGUGCGAGAUGCCAUAACUGGGGCCAUAAAUCUGGUGAUAGAGAAUGCCCACUAUUAAAUAUAAAUCCAAAUGAAUCAAAAAGAUUACAAUCUGAAGAUCCAUUAGCAAAUUAUAAUAGUAACAAUAACAAUAAUAAUAGUAGUACCAAUAAUAAUCCUGAAUACAAACAAAAAUUUAGGCUAAAUUCAAAUGCUCUUAGUCCAAAGAAUUAUGGUGGUUCAAAUAAAAACUAUUCAAUCGAGGAUAUGGUGGAUAUGAUGGAUAAGAAUAGUCAUAGCAAUGAUAAUGAUGACGAUGAUAAUGACGAUGAUGAAAUAGAAAGAGAGUUUUUAGCCAGCUUAACCAAAAAACAAAGAAAACUACUAUUAAAACAGAUUAAAUUAGAAGAAAAGCAAGCAAAAAAGAAAAAAAGAGAAAGAGAAAGAGAAAGAGAAAGAGAAAGAGAAAGAGAUAAAUAUAAAAGUAGUAAUAGUAGUAAAAGUCGCCAUUAUUCAUCAGAUUCCGAUAGUGACAAAGAAAGGGAUCGUAAGAAAAGACAUAAAAGCUCCUCUUCCUCAGAAAGAUCAAAAAAGAAAAGUAAAUCACACGGUGAUGAUCAAUACGAAGAAAGAGUUGUAGAUAAUAUUUAA
Messenger RNA from Dictyostelium purpureum, 1059 nucleotides. RefSeq lists its product as uncharacterized. Bases 1 to 1059 code for a protein of 352 amino acids. Gene Ontology annotation, molecular function: transcription corepressor activity. Gene Ontology annotation, cellular component: nucleus. Gene Ontology annotation, biological process: negative regulation of DNA-templated transcription. The record is from RefSeq and is a predicted model, not a curated record. The transcript has a single exon. Lineage: Eukaryota; Evosea; Eumycetozoa; Dictyosteliales; Dictyosteliaceae.